Messenger RNA from Metarhizium acridum CQMa 102, 963 nucleotides. RefSeq lists its product as uncharacterized. The record is from RefSeq and is a predicted model, not a curated record. Gene Ontology annotation, cellular component: nucleus. Lineage: Eukaryota; Fungi; Ascomycota; Sordariomycetes; Hypocreales; Clavicipitaceae.
AUGGCACCGAGAAAACGAGCUGCCUCGGGCAUCGAGAGCAACGGCGAACCAGUUCCCAAGAGACGCUCAGCUCGUCAAGCAACAGCCUCUGUCUCCAAUACGUCUUCUCGCCCAGUCUCUACCUCAGAUAUCAAGGCGCCCCGGAAUACUGGGACAAAGCCGAGCUCCAAGCAAGCCAAGACGGACACCAAGGCCGCGGCCAAAAAGCCUACCAAGCAGUCAACAGGCGGCACAGAGACCAACAAGGCCGCCUCGCCAAUCGCAAGCAAGAAGGAUGCCGGCGCCAAGAGGAAUGAAAGAGCCGCGUCGGAAGACGUCGACGUAGACUCUAUACCCAGAACUAAUCCCGAGGCGCCCCGACAUGAAGGCGAGUGGUACUGGUUGAUGAAGGCGGAGCCUGAGACGCGCUAUGAGAACGGCAUCGACGUGAGGUUUUCCAUCGACGACUUGAGGGGCAAGACGAAACCCGAGGGCUGGGAUGGAAUCAGAGCAUAUGCCGCCCGCAAUUACAUGCGGAACAUGAAUGCCGGCGACAAAGCCUUCUUCUACCACUCCAACUGCAAAGAACCCGGCAUAGUAGGCAUAAUGGAGGUGGUCAAAGAAUUCUCUGAAGACGGUUGGCCUCUCCUUGACUGUUGCCCAGAGUUUUUACUGAUCAAGAGCGUAGUAAGCGCCCGUCGGCCGGGCACGCCCUACUACGACCCCCAAUCGACAAAGGACAAGCCGCGCUGGAGUCUUGUCCACGUCGAGUUUCGCAAAAAAUUCGCUGUGCCGAUUACCCUCAAGGAGCUGCGGGAGAUGGGAAAGCCAGGAGGCCCGCUGGAGAAUAUGCAGAUGCUGAAGCAGAGCCGGCUGAGUGUGAGCCGGGUCAGCAGUGAGGAGUGGGCGGCCUUGUGUAGGGUUGCGGACGAGAAAGCGAAGAAGGCGGGAUCGGAGCAUGAGACGGGCAAGUUGAACAAGUGA